Messenger RNA from Fonsecaea erecta, 1101 nucleotides. RefSeq lists its product as hypothetical. The transcript has 2 exons. Lineage: Eukaryota; Fungi; Ascomycota; Eurotiomycetes; Chaetothyriales; Herpotrichiellaceae. Gene Ontology annotation, molecular function: Atg8-family ligase activity. Gene Ontology annotation, cellular component: cytosol; cytoplasmic ubiquitin ligase complex. Gene Ontology annotation, biological process: autophagy of mitochondrion; nucleophagy; autophagosome assembly. Bases 1 to 1101 code for a protein of 366 amino acids. The record is from RefSeq and is a predicted model, not a curated record.
AUGCAGUACCUCCGCUCCGGUCUCGAUCAACUUCGUGACCGUUACGCCCCUAUCCGGCACACUUCUACAUUUCGCAGUACGGGCCAAAUCACGCCCGAAGAAUUCCUCCUGGCGGGAGAUUACCUCGUCUACAAAUUCCCCUCCUGGUCCUGGUCGGACGCCUCCAGUCCUGCACGGCGGGUGAGCUAUCUGCCCGCCAACAAGCAAUUCCUCGUCACAAGAGGUGUCCCGUGUCACAGACGGUUGGAUGAGAACUUUGCUGGUGGACACGGCGCCGCAGAUGAUCUUGUUAGAGAUGGGUUUCUCGGCGGACCCGACGAAGAGACCGGUGGUGGUCAAGACGAUGGCUGGUUGAGGACCGGGGGAACUACGGAAAAAGAACAAGAAGGGUUGAGGGCGGAAGUGAGGACGAUGAGCGAGAGCGGACAACUCGGCCAAAAGGCCACCGAGGAAGACGAGGACGAGGAAAUCCCGGACAUGGAGGAUGAGGACGAUGACAAUGAGGCUAUCAUAAGAGAUAAGGGUGACGGGACAUCUGUACCUCUUCGAACAUAUACCCUCUACAUCACCUAUACGCCCUACUACCGGACCCCACGUAUGUACCUCUCCGGGUACCUCUCCCCCAGCGAGCCUCUCCCACCACACCUCAUGAUGGAAGACAUCGUCGGCGAUUACAAAGACAAAACAGUCACGCUGGAGGACUUCCCGUUCUUCGACAACAGCGUGAAGAUGGCGAGCAUUCAUCCUUGCAAGCAUGCCAGCGUGAUGAAAAUCCUCCUUGACCGUGCGGACGUGGCCUUGAAGCUUCGACUGGAAAAACAGAAAGCCACCGGCGCCGCCGCCAAUGUCUCGGGAAUGGAGGGUUUGAUUGAUGAUACUGCAAAUCUCAAAAUCUCUGAGCAGAAGCGCGGUCACGAAGCAGGUGUAAAGGCAGCCAAUGGCGGUGCCGGAGACGAAUGGGAGGUGUUGGACGAGCAAGACAGUAAGGAAGAGGAGAGCGAGAAGGUGGCAAUCCGGGUGGACCAGUAUUUGGUCGUGUUUUUGAAGUUCAUGGCGAGCGUGACGCCAGGAAUCGAACAUGAUUUUACCAUGGGUGUUUGA